This is a messenger RNA of Lolium perenne, 1849 nucleotides long. Its product is annotated as histone-lysine N-methyltransferase ASHH3. The record is from RefSeq and is a predicted model, not a curated record. Gene Ontology annotation, molecular function: protein binding; histone methyltransferase activity. Gene Ontology annotation, cellular component: nucleus. NCBI's taxonomy places the organism in Eukaryota, Viridiplantae, Streptophyta, Magnoliopsida, Poales, Poaceae.
UUUGUCCAUCGGUAGGCCUCGAAAAUGGAUUUCCCCUAAAAAAACAACGAACGGACAAAUCUCGGACAGAGCUCCGCCGGCCGCCGCUGCGCGCCCGACGCUGACCUUGAAGAACCCUAGCCGGCCUCCUGGAGCUCGUCGCGAGCCGCGACCCGUUUGCGGGUUACCCGGCAGCGCCCAACGCUCCGUUCAGUUCUGCAGAAGACGAACCAGGAGGGUAGCUCCGUCGCCGCCUGGUUGCCUCCCUGCUCGCCUCUGACUCGCCGCGCGGCUGCGUUCCAGCCUCAGGGCGUGCUGUAAUCCUGGCUUCUCCACUGCACCCUGCCCGGAUGUCUUCACUAGCUACGGUGGAGCCUGAGCAAGUGUUUCAUGUAUUGACCGAGGCGCUGAAAGAUCCUGCAGAUUUUGUAGAUUUUGAUCUGCCGUCUGCGUUGAAAGAAUGGAAGUUGGGCUACUACACACCAAUUAAGCGGAAUGUUUAUCUUACUAAGAAACGGGUUGAAGACGAUGGCAUUUUCUGUUCCUGCUCUCUUUCUUUGGAAACAUCGGUUACUUGUGGAAAAGAUUGUCAAUGCGGGAUGCUGUUCUCUUGUUGUUCAUCAAACUGUAAAUGUCAGAACAACUGUGCCAAUAAAUCUUUCCAACUUCGACCUCUGACAAAAACAAAAUUGAUUAAGACAGAGAAAUGUGGCUUUGGAUUGGUAGCUGAGGACGAAAUAAAGAAAGGAGAAUUUGUUAUAGAAUAUGUAGGAGAAGUUAUUGAUAACAGAACUUGUGAGGAGAGACUAUGGAAAAUGAAGAGACAGCGGUACACUAACUUUUAUCUUUGUGAGGUCAGUAGCAAUAUGGUCAUUGAUGCAACAAACAAGGGAAACAAGUCCAGGUUUAUCAAUCAUAGUUGUGAACCAAACACAGAGAUGCAGAAAUGGACUGUAGAUGGAGAGACCAGAGUUGGAAUUUUUUCUCUUCGUGACAUAGAGAAAGGGGAGGAGCUGACCUAUGACUAUAAGUUUGUCCAGUUUGGAGCAGAUCAAGAUUGUCAUUGUGGAUCUUCAAACUGCAGAAAAAGGGUUGGUGCAUCUAAGUCGGUCAACUCAUUUGUCCUCCACAAUGGCAACUCGGGGAGCUCACAAGGUCAGUAUGAUAUGAAGAAAAGAAAGACAACCUCAGAUAAUUGUAUUGGGGAGAUCAUCCGUUUGUGGCACCGACGGGACAAAAUGUAUAUCCCAGCAGUUGUACAUGAUUAUGAUGAGUACACUGGAAUGCAUACUUUACUGCUUGAUGAAGAAACUACCGAAGAUUUUGAUAUGAGAGAGGAAGAUUGGGACUUCCUACCGGAUCCCCCAGAUUCUUGUACGAACAGAUACAUUCAACUGAUUUCAAUCUCAAGAGAACGUGCCACUACCAUUGUUGACAAAUCAUCGCCGAGAUGUGCUCGCUGCAUUCAUCCACCCUCGAAUCAGAUUUUUUUCAUUUGUGCUCUGGCCAUGUAAAUCAGAGUUCCAGCCUCAAAUUACAUUAUUUUUCCUUUGUUCUCUGGCCUUCCACUCUUGAGUCAGAUAAUAUCUCCCAGUUUCCUUCGCUUCUGAUUGUCUGUCCCUGAUACAAUGUAUGAAGAAGACCCUGGACAGGUCUCCGGUGGGCAAUGUUGUGGCCGACUCUCCUCAUCUGUUUUCAAGCAUGUUCGUUGUUCAAUUAAUGUUGUGGCACACACCUUAGAUUGAUCUUGUAAUGUAGCUAGCUCAGGUUUUAUCCUAGAUUAUGCUCCCAACUGCAUCCUGGAUGAUUUGUGUAUUGAUAUUAAGUAAUCAAUAAAGUGUCAUUUACCGUAAAAAAAAAAACUUGUUAA